UCUUCAUCGUCUUCACCUGAUUCUGCCACAGGCUCAGGUACCGGCCCAGCUCGGCCUGAUACAGGAGAGCCUCUCCGCGGAGGAUCAGACUCCGACUCAGAUCUAGGAUUAGGGAAAUUCUACUGCGGUGUAGAUGACCCGGGUCAUCGACUGGAAGGGGAGGAAUUGGAACACGAAUUUGAGGCAGCGGCAGACCGUCUCCGAGAUCUAGUUCAGACGGCCAGUAGGGAACAAUUGUUGUACCUGUAUGCUAGGUAUAAACAGGUAAAGGUUGGAAAGUGCAAUACAGCAAAGCCUGGGUUUUUCGAUUUUGAAGGUCAAAGAAAAUUGACAGCAUGGAAGCAGCUUGAGGACAUGAGUGCAGAACAGGCCAUGCAGGAGUACGUUUCGUGUGUAACUUCACAAGACUCAGACAGCAGUCAGAAGGUAAAACGCCCUCACAAAUCUAAUAAUAAAUCACACUUCAUCUGGGAAGAAGACAGGAACAUAUUUGACUACUGCAGAGAGAACAACAUAGAACACAUUCCCACGGCUAUCAGUGCCAAGGAAGUGGAUGUCAACGCAAAAGAUGAGGGCCGGAAUUUGCUGCACUGGGCCUGUGACAGAGGACACAAAGACCUGGUGUCUGUGUUACUGCAAAACAGUGCUGGCAUUAACAGUCAGGAUGACGAGGGCCAGACAGCGUUACAUUAUGCAUCUGCGUGUGAGUUUGCUGACGUAGUGGAACUGCUUCUACAGGCUGGGGCAGACCCUUCUAUGAAGGACCAGGAGGGCUCUCUGCCUGAGGAGGUCACUGAAUCCAGCUCCAUCUCCUCACUGCUGCGCCAGUACACCGCCCCCAAGGGCUAGGCCCAGCUUCGCCAUCCCCUCCCCUCCAGCCGGUGCCCAUCCCAUCCUAGACCUAGCAUCCAGCUCUCUCAGUAAUAGUCAUCACACUCUGAAAGUGCAACCCACCACUUCAUCAUCUCUCAUAUCCCAUUCCAAAGAAUGCAUCCAUCAUCAUCGCUAUUAAAGAAAUGAGUUUCUCUCUGACUUUUUCAGACCACCUCGUUUGAUGACACGACAGUCAUGUUUGCACUUCGGAUUUUGUUACCUUCACUUGUCUUGUGUUUCCUGAUUAUACAUUUUGUUUUGUAAGACAUUUGGAUAGCAUAUGUUUAUUGGUAAAAAAUAAUAAAAAGAUAUAUAACUUCCAAAGAAGUUGACCUAUUAUUACCU
Messenger RNA from Oncorhynchus masou masou (cherry salmon), 1218 nucleotides. RefSeq names its product acyl-CoA-binding domain-containing protein 6-like. Gene Ontology annotation, molecular function: protein binding; fatty-acyl-CoA binding. The record is from RefSeq and is a predicted model, not a curated record. The transcript has 7 exons. NCBI's taxonomy places the organism in Eukaryota, Metazoa, Chordata, Actinopteri, Salmoniformes, Salmonidae. The annotation marks the transcript as partial.